CUAUCUUUUCCCUCCACUCAUUCUCACUCGCUCACUCACCCGCUCACUCACUCUUGCCUUAGGAACGGUCUAUUCUAACCACGUUCUCACCUCUCAGGCUCCCACAGCCUCAGUCGAUCUCAACGACAAUAGCUGCCCCGUUCAGUCCCUCAAUUGACCCCAAACAAGGAAAAAAAAGAAAAGACACCGCUUUUGUUUUCCCUGCCGUGCUCUGGGCCUUGCGCCCAGCAGCACCAGGUGCGACAGGCACUCAAAAGUCGAAGGGCGCUUUCCAACUUCGUCACUGAUUGACUCACAUUCCGUCCACCGUCUCCGACCACGUCGCAGCUGAUUUUUUCGUUACUUCUUUUUUUAUUGUUUACUCUAUCCAAACACGGCUUGUUCGGGAAUCAUCGCUUCUCGCACAACCGCGUCCCCAACACAACAGCCGACCAUCGUUUCUAGUAGCGCACUACUUUCAGAGAUACCCGCGCUUUGUCUGGUCGUCGUCGAUAAUCGCUCACCCUUCACCCAACCAUCCUCGAUUGUGUUUCUACACUUGCUACUCUUGCGGUGCUCGUAGCCAAGUCGCGUCUGGACCCCGUUAUAAACAUCAUCCCCUCCACGGUCAACAUGGCAGAUCAACAACAGGCCACGGCACGGCCGAGCUCAGCCAACCCUCAUGACCCUGAGGCUACCGAUCCGGCCCUUUUGAAGGACAACUCGGAGAUCCGUGACUACAAGACCGAUCGCUUCACCUACUCCGGCAUCAGAACAUUCUACAAGCGGCAUCUUCAAGCCGACCAGUUACCCAAACCGCCUCUUCCUUUACUGGUCUUCAUCCACGGGCUAGGGGGCUCCGUAGCCCAGUUUCAUCCGCUGUUGACGAGCCUCGUUCACAUAUCGUCAUGCUUGGCCAUCGACCUGCCCGGAUGUGGCCGCUCCGAGUUUACCGAACAGGCAUGGGAUGCCUACACCCCGGAAGCCCUCGGGGAGUUGCUGGAGCUAAUUAUCGACGAGUACCGUCAGAAAGAGCCUGGCCGCAGCGUCGUCCUUAUCGGUCACAGUAUGGGUACGAUUAUGUGCGCACGCUUGGCGAGUCACAGCGUUAAUAACAAGACGAAGCUGCGGAAGUAUGUCGUUGGCUUGGUUGCCGUCUGUCCCCUGGCUGGUCCUCCAGCAGAAGAAAAGACAAAGAUUUUCCGCACCCUGCUAUGGAUUCCUGGUUGGCUCUUCGACCUUUGGAGGGCCUACGAUCGAUGGGGCGGUCCGCAAAGCGCUAGCGUCAGUCGGUUUGUAGGCCCGGAAGCCGAUCUCGAGCUACGCAAGCUUCAGGACCGUUUCAACAACCAGAGUCGGACCCCAGUCUGGCGCAGGAUGGCAUGGGGAUCACUCCCGAGAUACGAAAAUGGUAUCGCAAAAGGCGGCAUCCCUGGCAAGGAUGUGUGGGCCGGCGUCGACGUCCCCGUCUACUUGAUCGCUGGCGCGGAGGACAAGCUCACGCCCCCUAGCGAGGUCGACAAGAUUAGAGAGUGCCUGUCUGGAAAGGCGUCUCCGUCGACGGAAACCGGGUCUGAUGAUGAUUGGCACGAGACAACUGUCGAGGCUGUAACGUCAAGCAACACGUCGAAGGAUGCAGAGGACUACGGGCCCGAGAGCAUAGAUGACAUUCGAGACGAGGACUUCCAUCGCGAUCGUGAUCGUCGACCCAUCGAUGAUCCAGAAAACUCUCUCGAGGAUCCUUCUACACCACAAGAAUCACCAGCAAACGUCCCACCUCAGCCCCGACAUCCCACCAAGGUCGUAAGGUCCAUCAUCAUGCCUAGACCGGCCAACCACGCUCUGCUUUUCAACCCUGCCACUGUCCGGGUUCUCGCCGGUCUGAUCUCGGACUUUCUCGCCACCCACGUUACAGGUCGCUUUUCUCUCGGCUGGCAGCUACAGUACCUCUCGCGCGAGGGCAAGUGGGAUGUAAAGAAUUUGGCCAAGUGGAAGGGGGUGGUUCCUGUUUCCCACCCCAUCGGUCCCAAGGGCAAACCGGCGGUCUUCAGGGCAAUGAAAACCCUGCGUGAAGCGGAUGACAUACACUGUCCCACCGAGUUCGUCAAGAACUGGGGAGGCAUCAUUAAAGAUGUCAUCGACAUCAGCCACGACAAGCCGGUGUACGACCCACGGAGCAUGGAAAAAGGCGGUGUGCGAUACCACAAGUACGCGACGGUGUCCAAGAUCCCGCCCAAGGACGACGAAGUCGCCCAUUUUAUUUCACUGGUCGACAAGCUGCGGGAGCAGCAGAAGACAAGAGCCGAGCAGGAGAAGUGGACGGAGGUUGACGGUCAGACGCAGGUGAUUGGCGUCCAUUGCCACUACGGCUUCAACCGGACCGGGUACUUCAUUGUGUGCUACCUCGUCGAGCGGUGCGGGAUGACUGUGGGCGAGGCCAUUGAAGCAUUCAAAGCGGCAAGGCCCAACGGCAUUCGCCAUUACCACUUCAGGGAUCGGCUUCACAUGCGAUACUCGGGCCUGAAGCUGGAAGAAGACCAGCUGCAGGAGGAACGGCAGCAGCAGAUCGGACUGUGAGACUUGCUGUAUAGGGAUGGGUAUUGAAGGUCUCUCAUGAGGGUUUUUCUUCGAAA
Messenger RNA from Colletotrichum destructivum, 2612 nucleotides. Its product is annotated as Putative tyrosine-specific protein phosphatase. The record is from RefSeq and is a predicted model, not a curated record. Gene Ontology annotation, biological process: dephosphorylation; 7-methylguanosine mRNA capping. Bases 613 to 2556 code for a protein of 647 amino acids. The transcript has a single exon. Lineage: Eukaryota; Fungi; Ascomycota; Sordariomycetes; Glomerellales; Glomerellaceae. Gene Ontology annotation, molecular function: protein tyrosine/serine/threonine phosphatase activity; mRNA guanylyltransferase activity.